Molecule: messenger RNA, 1117 nt
Organism: Phanerochaete carnosa HHB-10118-sp
Lineage: Eukaryota; Fungi; Basidiomycota; Agaricomycetes; Polyporales; Phanerochaetaceae
Exons: 3
Coding region: 61-888 (275 amino acids)
Source: RefSeq, a predicted model, not a curated record
UGACAGUAUGCCAUUUGGAGGUUCGCCUGUCUGACGGCUGACUACAGACUUCAGAGCCCAAUGGACAGCCAUCUAGGCUACAUUAUCGGCCUUACCAUCAAUGCCUUCACCCAGUCACAGCAGGCGACGCAGCACGAGGACCCUAUGCUGCUCACUACAUACUUUCUGAGGCCGGCCAUACAGGACGAAUUCGAGAUCCGCGUGAACACUGUUCGCCGCGGGAAACAGGUUACUGUUCUUCGCGCGAGCUUCAUCCAGGAGGGUUCAGAACGCGUUUCCACUACCGCGAUAUUCACCGACCUCUCCGUCCCCGUGACUACGACUAACGACAGGACACUCCGUCCGCCGCAUCCUCUCGCGCCGCAAAUCCCGAUGUAUUCGCACCCUGCUGCGACGCCUUUAGUGCCAGAGGCGCCAGGCUGGAAUUUCUUCCCGCGCUUCACGGCCCUGCGCGACACGUUCUACGACGCGCAACAUAGCGCGAGCCCUCCACAGAGCGGCACCAAGCUCGGGCACUGGUAUGCGUGGAAGGACAAGCGCGAGCAGAUAACGACGACCGGUCUGGCUGUGUUUGCGGACUGCUUUGCGCCGCUGCCUCGCGUGCUGAUGGAGCCCGAGCUUGGGGAGCUCGACUUGUGCUUGCCAAGGGUAUCGAUAACGCUGAUGAUGCACAUCGAGUUCAAGGCAUGCAUUCCGCCACCCGUCAGCGUGCACCAUUCGCCGCGCGCGGUCGCAGUGUAUAAUGGCGGGCGGCUCGUGCAUGACCCGAUGAUGCGCCAUGACACGUACGUCGAGCUUUGGACGGCGCCGCGCAUGCCAGACGACGAACUGCCGGACGGUGGAGUUGAUGGCCGAACGGCUGUGCAGGAGGCGCAGGACGGCGACUGACGCACGCACCAGCAGUGUCUCGCGGUAUCAUACCAGACGCAGAUUGUGUUCGGGACGCGAGACUUCGGGAACAGGAAGGGCAAAAAGAAGAGUCAACAGAGUUCGAAGCUAUAACGUGCUGCACCUGGGACUACACCACGUAUAACAUAUAAUCUUGCAGAACACGGUUGACAACAGCAUUCACAUUCGACUGAGAAGUCCGAGGAGCACCAGGGUUACACUAUUCAAG